Messenger RNA from Onychomys torridus (southern grasshopper mouse), 1677 nucleotides. Its product is annotated as ubiquitin-conjugating enzyme E2 Q2-like. The record is from RefSeq and is a predicted model, not a curated record. The coding region runs from base 164 to 1285 and encodes 373 amino acids. The transcript has a single exon. Gene Ontology annotation, molecular function: protein binding. Lineage: Eukaryota; Metazoa; Chordata; Mammalia; Rodentia; Cricetidae.
UCAGACUUAUGACUGCAGCGGCCACGCUCUGCGGGUCGCGGAGGCGGGCAGAGGCGGAGCCGCGGGAGCCCGGCCCGGCGGCCCCAGGGGCGGUGGCAGCCCAGCAGGCGUCUCGCGGGGCCGCUUCGCUUCCACACUCGUCUCGAAGGACCCGAGAGGAAGGAUGUCGUCGUCGGGGCUUAAGGCCGAGCUGGAGUUCCUGGCUUCCAUCUUCAACAAGGACCACGAGCGGCUGCGCAUCGUGAGCUGGCAGCUGGAUGAGCUGCAGUGUCAGUUCCUGGUGCCGCCGGCGCCCGCGGGCAGCCCGCCCUCGCCGCCGCUCAUCCUGCACUGCACCAUCACCGAGUCCUACCCAUCUUCUCCGGCGAUUUGGUUCGUGGACUCCGAUGAUCCAGAUCUGACAUCGAUCCUGGAACGUCUGGAAGAUUCGAAGCCCAACAGUUCGCUUCGUCAGCAGCUCAAGUGGCUGAUCUGUGAACUCUGCAGCUUAUAUAACCUGCCUGAGCACCUGGAUGUGGAGACGCUGGACCAGCCGGUCCCCACCGCUCAGAAGGCGACCAUCGAAGAGGUGCCUUCGGAGGAUGAAGAGGAAGAUGCAGCUGAUGGGCUGGAAGACUUGGAUCAUUAUGAACUGAGAGAAGAAGACACUAGUAGUGAGAAAAAGUCUGAGGAUGAAGGGAUUGAGAAAGAGCAUUUGGCAAUAUUAGAGAAUAUUAGGAAGAGUCAAAGGCAAGACCAUUUGAAUGGUACCGUGUCUGGGUCGGUGCACGCUUCAAAUAGACUUAUGAAAGAACUGAGAGAGAUAUACAGAUCGCAGAGUUACAAAUCUGGGACUUAUUCCGUGGAACUGAUCAACGACAGCUUAUAUGACUGGCACGUUAAACUGAGGAAGGUUGACCCCGAUAGUCCCUUGUAUGGUGACCUUCAGCUUUUGAAAGAAAAAGAAGGCACAGAAUAUAUUUUGCUUAACUUUUCUUUUAAGGAUAACUUUCCGUUUGAUCCUCCCUUUGUUCGCGUUGAGUCACCUAUUCUGUCUGGAGGGUAUGUCUUGGGUGGAGGGGCAUUGUGUAUGGAACUGCUCACAAAACAGGGUUGGAGCAGCGCCUACUCCAUAGAAUCGGUCAUCAUGCAGAUCAAUGCCACCUUAGUCAAAGGCAAAGCUAGGGUGCGCUUUGGAGCAGAUAAGAAUCAAUAUAAUCUAGAAACAGCCCAACAGUCCUAUGACUCCGUUGUGCAGAUGCACGAGAAAAAAGGCUGGUUCACUCCUCCAAAGGAAGAUGGGUAAAUAGUUGACUGCUGUGUAUUUGAAACAAUGUAGCUUUAAAGACACAAGCUUUGAGUAUCCUUGUAACUGUAGUACCGAAGAUAUUAGCUAACUGGUGUUUUAGUGAAUAAUCUGUCAACUGACCGCCAAUAGAAGUUCCAACCUUUUCAUUUUGCUUACAGUGUGGGUCUUGGGCUGCACAGUGAGCCUUUACUGUGGUUUUCUCUGUAAGUAGACAUAGUGUCCAUUCUUUGUCAUCUUUUCUCCUUGAUUAAGUGAAAUGUGUUAUGUAGGCCAGUCAGUUGUGAUUUUAUAGAUGAUUUUCUUUUAUGGGGGGAUAAUGAGGGUUUGCAAACUGUUGUUCCAUUUAGAGUCAAUAAAAGUUUUGCUAGUGUCCAAUACUGGCUAGACCA